AUGAAUCUCCUGAGACACACAGAAGUGUAUCGAGGGGAAAUGGCGCCCGGGGGCAACACGGAGGCUGGGAGGGGCGUACUGUGGUGGCGGCGGGUGGCCCAGACAGCCGCCACAGCCGCCUGCGGCCAAGCCCCGCCCCUGCCUCCCUGCAGGGGGGCGGGGCUCGGUGACAUGCGGCUGGGGCUCACGUCAUUUCGAAAGGUUCUCAACUCGACCUGUAGCGAUUUCAACCACGGGACGGCUCUACACAUUGCUGCUUCGAACCUGUGUCUGGGGGCCGUGAAAUGUCUGUUGGAACACGGGGCCAACCCCGCUGUCAGGAACAGCAAAGGUCAGGUCCCAGCUGACGUUGUGCCGGACCCAAUGGACAUGACCUUGGAUAAGGCCGAGGCCGCCAUGAUCGCCAAGGAGCUGAAGCAGUUGCUGCUGGAUGCCGUGCCCCUGAGCUGCAAUCUCCCCAAGGUCACGCUGCCCAAUUACGACAACAUCCCCGGCAACCUCAUGCUUCUCUCUCUCGGCCUCAAGCUUGGCGACACUGUCGUCGUGGAUGGGCAGAAAGCCGGCACUUUGCGAUUCUGUGGCACGACUGAGUUUGCCAGUGGCCAGUGGGUUGGUGUGGAGCUGGAUGAGCCAGACGGCAAGAACGACGGCAGCGUGGGAGGAAUCCGUUACUUUAUCUGCCCUCCAAAGCACGGUGUCUUUGCUUCUGUGUCCAAGAUCACCAAGGCCACCGACCAGACACCUUCUUCAGUCACCUCAACCCCCCGGACCCCCCGCAUGGACUUCUCCCGCAUGACCGCAAAGGGCCGCAAAGAGAAGGACAAGGAUAAGAAAGGUGGGGGCGUGGGGGGAGGCUCUUUGGACAUAGAAAUGCGUCAGGCCUGCGCCAUGCUUGGCCUGGCAGCUCGCACGCACACAGCCUGGGAGCAGAUGGCCCGGCUAUUAUCAUUGCCCAAGGCCAUGGGGCCUCUUCUUGCUUGCAAAUAA
Messenger RNA from Sphaerodactylus townsendi, 987 nucleotides. Its product is annotated as CAP-Gly domain-containing linker protein 3-like. Gene Ontology annotation, cellular component: nucleus; cytoplasm; microtubule plus-end. The transcript has 5 exons. Gene Ontology annotation, biological process: cytoplasmic microtubule organization. The coding region runs from base 1 to 987 and encodes 328 amino acids. The record is from RefSeq and is a predicted model, not a curated record. NCBI's taxonomy places the organism in Eukaryota, Metazoa, Chordata, Lepidosauria, Squamata, Sphaerodactylidae. Gene Ontology annotation, molecular function: microtubule plus-end binding.